CGUGUUAUCUAUGAAUCAGAAACUGCAAAACCAAAUAAUUAUUUGGGUGCAUUAUCAAGAAUUCAAGUUAAAGCUCUCAUUAAUCUACACAACAACGAUUAUCAUUUAGGUAGGCAUGGAGAAACCCACAACUUUGCGCGAGGCUUUCAAGAGAUGGGAAGAAAAACAUCCAGACCAGAAGAUUUCGGAAGCGAAAGAAGUGUCGCUGUGCUUUCAGUGGCCGCCCAUAGAAAAGAUGGACUCUGCGCUGGAUAUGUUGGUCAACUGCGAGAAAUUGUCGCUAUCGUCGAACAACAUCGACAGGAUCACCGGCCUGGCGAAGCUGCAGAACUUGAAGAUUUUGGCUCUUGGAAGAAACAAGAUUAAAAAUUUCAAUGGCUUGGAGGUUCUGGCCGACUCCCUGGAACAGCUCUGGAUAUCUUACAACUCCAUAGAGAGGAUGAGGACAGUGAUUGCUCUGAGGAACCUCAAAGUGCUGUACAUGACGUAUAACUUGGUGAAGGACUGGGCAGAGUUUGGAAACCUCGCUAGUCUCCCAAAACUCGAGGAUCUGGCUUUCCUGGGGAAUCCUCUGGAGGAAAAUUAUGAAAACAAAGUGGCUUGGCGUCAAGAGGUAAAACAAAAAGUGCCGAACCUGGAAAAACUUGAUGGGGUGUUAUUCGUCUAGGGAACCACAAGAACAUUUGAAUAAGUGUGAUAUAUUACAUUCAAAACAUAUAUUUUGUGCCAGUAAAUGUAAGUGGACUAACUAAUAGAAUACGUGAAUUCAACAAUAAAUGUUCUUAUGUCUUAAGUGACUAAUAUCAGAUUUUCAGGAAUUUACAUUUACUUAAAUAACAUAGACUACAUAACCUCACAAAAUACAAAAAAAAAAAAAAAAAAAAAAAAAAAUCUGUUUCGAAAGUAAAAAAUAUAAGCCUUAAAGUUUUAUUUGUGUGAUAACAAUUAAAAUGUAUCCCAAGCCACUAUCUAUAAGACAAUGAUAACGGAAAUUGUUCCUAUCUAAGAAAACAAGCAAAUAAAUUCAGCAAUCUGCGUAAU
Bacillus rossius redtenbacheri is the source of this 1041-nucleotide messenger RNA. RefSeq names its product dynein axonemal light chain 1-like. Gene Ontology annotation, cellular component: cytoplasm. Gene Ontology annotation, molecular function: alpha-tubulin binding; dynein heavy chain binding. The record is from RefSeq and is a predicted model, not a curated record. Lineage: Eukaryota; Metazoa; Arthropoda; Insecta; Phasmatodea; Bacillidae. The coding region runs from base 116 to 667 and encodes 183 amino acids. The transcript has a single exon. Gene Ontology annotation, biological process: outer dynein arm assembly.